Messenger RNA from Saprolegnia parasitica CBS 223.65, 666 nucleotides. RefSeq lists its product as hypothetical. Lineage: Eukaryota; Oomycota; Saprolegniomycetes; Saprolegniales; Saprolegniaceae. The record is from RefSeq and is a predicted model, not a curated record. The annotation marks the transcript as partial. The transcript has a single exon.
UCGAUCUGGGCCAACCGGGCCAAAGACCAAGCAAUUGUUGCACAGCAAGCGCUCCACGAGAACGCCCGCCUCCAAGCACUCCUCCACGACCAGCUCAAGACCAUUGCAACCGUCCAGCGGGCCUUGGCGCGCACGCCCAAUCUUUGCGACUUUGCGUGCGUCGCGCCGUGGAGGAUGGCGACGCUUGGAACCACCGGUCGGCACGAGGCCAAGGCCAAGCUCCUACAGCACGAGUACGACAAGCUUGAGACGGAGUGGAUCCGCCACGGUCUCCACGACUUUGAAGCCCGCCACGCCGAUGCCGAUGCACGCGAGCACUACGUCCGGUGCAAAGACGACGGUCUCUGGGUGCACUUUAAGGAAUGCCAGGUUUGGCACGUCGACGCAACCGUGCUGGCCAACGCGGUCUGGAGCAUGUUUAGUCAGCAGCUGCCGUCCCAGCCAGACAACUUUCGCGCCGCCGACGUCGAGGUCGAUGACAACGUUGCGUAUUUCCAGUAUACAGCCCACGUCACGUCAAGUGCGCUCCCGCCGAUAGACGGCCGCGUCCUCGUCGGGCGGUAUAUCGAGGCCGACCGGGUCGUGUUUGUGACGCGCUCGAUUUUGGACGACGCCGUGUUCCCGUCCAACCCGGCGCGGUUUCUUCAAAACCAGUGCAGCUGGUAG